AAAUAUCAGCUGAUAACGUGAAGUUGGUUACGAAAGUCUGUCAAGACGCCAUUGUUAUUGUGAAAAUUUGCUGUGUUGAAUCACAGUGUUUGUUCUUUUAUCUAAGUGAUCGUGCUUAGAAAUUGAUAUUAUUGCAAAUUACACAUCACUUCUUAUCAUUCAAUAAAUUAUAUAGAGGAAAAGCAUUGUAAUGGGGCUUGUUUGUUCCACGGCACAGCUGGCUUGCCUUUGUGGCAGCACAGCUUGCAGUUUUUGCUGUUCUCAGUGUCCAUCAUGUCGAAACAGUACAAGCACUCGUAUUAUGUAUGCAUUGCUAUUGAUGCUUGGAACUAUUGCCGCUUGUAUUACAUUGACUCCUGGUUUACAAGAUGCACUUAAAAAGGUACCAUUCUGUGCUAAUAGCACAAGUUACGUUCCAUCAACAUUCACCGUUGAUUGUGAUAUUGCUGUUGGUUAUCUGGCAGUGUAUAGAAUAUGUUUCAUUAUCGCUCUAUACUUUUUCUUGAUGUCUGUUAUGAUGAUUAAAGUACAAAGUUCUAAAGAUCCUCGGGCGCCUAUACAAAAUGGGUUUUGGGCUAUUAAAUAUCUCUUAAUUAUUGGUGGGAUAAUUGGUGCCUUUUUCAUUCCUGAAAAAUCAUUUGCUCCAACAUGGAUGUAUUUUGGAAUGAUAGGUGGUUUUCUCUUUAUUAUUAUUCAAUUAAUUCUUAUAGUUGAUUUUGCUCAUUCAUGGGCUGAUGAAUGGGUUGGUAAUUAUAAUGAGACUGAAUCAAAAGGAUGGUAUGCUGCACUCUUAGGAGUAACAUUCCUUUUUUACGCUAUUGCUGUCACUGGAGUUGUAUUACUCUUCGUAUAUUUCACUCAUGCUGACAGCUGUGCCUUGAAUAAGUUUUUCAUAUCCUUUAACUUAAUCUUGUGCGUAAUUGCUAGUAUUAUAUCAACUCUUCCAACUAUACAAGAACAUCAUCCACGGUCAGGACUUCUUCAAUCAUCUAUUGUUACAUUGUAUGUGGUUUACUUAACGUGGAGUGGAAUUUCAAACAGUCCAGAUCAUGACUGUAAUCCUGGGCUUCUCCAAAUAAUUUAUGGUAACGAUGCUCAUGCACAACAGCUUGUUGCUUUUGACAAAGAAAGCAUCAUUGGGUUAAUUAUUUGGUUCAGUUGUGUAUUAUACAGCUCUUUGCGUACUAUAUCAAAGUCGUCCAAAAUUACUAUGUCUGAAAAUAUUUUGGUCAAGGACAAUGGAGCUGUCAGGAAUGCAGGAGACCAGGGUCUUAUCGACAAUGAAGAUUAUACUCCGGUAGAAGGUCGCAAUCCUGAUGCAGAAAAUGGAAAUGAAGCGAAAGUAUGGGAUAAUGAGGAGGACACUGUAGCAUAUAAUUGGAGUUUCUUCCACUUCGUGUUUGCUCUUGCCACAUUGUAUGUAAUGAUGACACUGACCAAUUGGUAUCAACCAAACGCGACUUUGACUGCUCUGAAUUCCAAUUACGCUUCAAUGUGGGUAAAGAUAAUAUCCUCGUGGAUGUGUUUGGGUCUCUACACUUGGUCAUUAAUUGCUCCUGCAAUUUUAACAAACCGAGAUUUUUCAUAAACUCAUGAAUGUAUUUGCAAAAUAAACGGGAGCAGUAAGUAGUAGGUAUUCAAAUAUAUAAGACAUAGGAUAAGCAACGGUUAAAACAUUUUUCAAAUUGGUACAUAAAUACAUAAGUUUAUCAUUUUGGAGCUUCCAUAAAAAUGUCUUAUUUAAGAGAUUUGGAUUGAUUGAAAUGCAAGUUAUGGUCCACUCAAAAGCACCGUGUUCUAUUUUGGUAGAUUGUAAAAUUGUUCAGUUAUAUAGAAAAUUAGAAAUAUCAGUGUAUUUGUUUUUAUUAUAUAUGUGCUAAUAUAAAAGAAUUACGUAGCAAUGGUUCAUUUAUGUUUCCUACGACAAUAGAUACUUUCAGUUUAAAAUACUUAUACAAUACUACUGAGGAUUUUAAAUAUGGACGUAGUUAUAAAUCGCGAUAUCGUUAUAUAUAGAUGUUGGAAUCUGCAACCAACGGGAGUAGAUGAACGCAACCAAGUUUAUUUAAUGACUAUCUAAUCUGAAAUAUUAAAUUGGAGCUAAAAAAUGUUUAAUAAGCUCGAACCCACCCGAUUAGUAAAGGUGAUUUUUAUGAUCUCCAAACGCUUACUCACUUCUAAAUUUUUAUUUAUUAUAAUAAGAGUUAUUUUUUUCUCUUAUUCGUAUUUUAUAUCAUUUGAAUAACAUUAAGUGUAUUACAUGAUACUAUCGUAUUACUGAUUUAAGUUACAUGAACUCUAAUUGCAAAAAAAAGGAAAAUCGAAAUCCAUGAUGAAGAAAUAAUCUUGCUUAAUUAAUUUUAUUUUUCAAACUUCUAUUUUUGUUCAUAGUUUUGUAAACGUUGUAAGAUAGUUAUGGAAUUAUCGAUUUCUACAUUUAUAUACACAUAUCUUAUAAAUAAGACUGGACGUUAUUAAAAGCAAAUAAUAAACGAUUUCAAUCAGAAAUGAAUAAGGACUUCAAUGAAAGCGAGCAAAUAAACGUGGUGCAGGCUUGUGACGAUUUGAGUUAUGAUAGUGGGUUGAUAGGAAGAAGACACUCACAGGUCUAAUUGGUCAGAGUGGAAGAAGAUACGCUUAUUUUUACACGCAUUUUUCACUCUAGUGUGCUAUUUGCUGAAGUGCUCACACAUGCUGUUAAUCUGAUCGUGUGACAGUACAUCUGAAAUUUCAAAUAAAAUCGGGCGGGUAGAGCAUUGUCAGUAUUGAAUAAAAUUAAAUAAGAUAAAGCAACAAAGGGAGUAUCAAGCUAUGCAAAUCUCUUUUGGAAUAAUACUCUGUACAAAUUCCAGUAUUCCAGAUUUCAUAUUUAGUUCAGUUUUUCUAUUUGGUUCAGUUCCAAUGAUAAAUGUUGACAGUUUAUCUAUAUAAUUAAAAAAAGAAACUGAAUUGCAAAUGUCAAUGUCACAAAUCUGUUGAUUCUGAAAAGUUUUAACUAAAGAAAUAUAUCUUUGCUUUCUAACACUUGUUUUGAAGCGACUCCUUCAUGAACAAGCGUCUGGUCAAAUGAAAGAUUUUAUAACAAAUCCCAACUGGUACUUGGAAUAUGUUCGAAACAUUAUUUUUUACUAGAAAAUUUAUAUAGAAUUAUUUAUAUUUUAAUAUUAAUAUUCUUAAUUUUAAAUAAAUUAAUUAGAUCCAGUAUUACCCUUUAUCAAACCGUUCCCGUAUAUGUCAUGGACAUGGCCGUUAAGUAGUUCAUAUUAAUUAUAAAAGAGUUUCGCAAUGUUAUACAAGUUUAUGCUACAAAUGUGCACCUAGUGACACUUGAAAAGCGAUUUCCACAUCUUGGCACUCACCUUGUAAGUCGCAACCAGUUGAAGAGAAGGGCGCUUCCAACAUACCCGUUUGUUGCAAAACUUUAAUAAACGUAACGACAGACUGUAAAAUGUUGCAGAAUCAAAUUAUUUCAAACAUAAUUAUGUCUUUCAGAAGCAUUUUGUUUAUUCAUAGUAUUUAAUGGAAAUUGUUAUAAUUAUAAAAAUCAAAUAUUGCCAUAAUUAAUGAAUAAUCAACAUAAGCUUACAUCAAUAUAAUAAAUGGUUGUACAUUCUACCACAAUUUAUCUUUUCAUUCCUAGUACACGUAAAAUAUUCCUAAGGAUAAAAUUAUUUUAUCGAGAUAACAUAACAAAACCUUAAGCUUUAAUAAGUA
Molecule: messenger RNA, 3714 nt
Organism: Nomia melanderi (Alkali bee)
Lineage: Eukaryota; Metazoa; Arthropoda; Insecta; Hymenoptera; Halictidae
Gene: TMS1
Product: serine incorporator TMS1
Cellular component (GO): membrane
Source: RefSeq, a predicted model, not a curated record